Messenger RNA from Amoebophrya sp. A120, 2628 nucleotides. The record is from the annotation of a GenBank genome assembly. Lineage: Eukaryota; Dinophyceae; Syndiniales; Amoebophryaceae.
CUCGUCUGAGAACUGUACAUAGGUAGUACAACUGCCUCAACAUCAUCAACCUUUUAAAAACCUCGGACCAUCGACAUUGUCGUAGACGUUCAGGAGCCAAUUACCAAUCGAUGUCGAUGGAGGGCAUCUUGGUAGAGAAAAGCGAAGAGGAUGUUACUCUUCUGCCCGCCGGUAUCCUGAGUAAAAACGUCCCCACCCGCCCAGAGUCAACAUGCGGAAUCUGCUAGACAAAUGCACCAGCUUUGGUCGUUGCGCAUGACAAGCUUGGCCCAGUAGUUUUAUCCUGUUUAGCUAGUUGUCAGAAGCGUCACAGAUCUAGCGCAUCGCGCUUCUUGGAGCAUGACAAAAUCCGAAACACGACUAGGGAAGAACGGCUCUCAUGGAGCUCCGCAUGAGAAACAUUUUCAGCAUGUCGAUUUGCAUUACAACUAUGAGGUGGGGACGUUUAUUUUAUUCGGGAUAGCCGGCGCAUUGGGGUGCCAAGUGGAGCAGGCGGAGACCACGUUUAUUUGCCGAGAGAAGUCCUCUAUGGGUUGCAAAAAUCCCUGGAUGUCUGGAAGAUUGCAACUUGUCAUGCUAAAUCCGAAACAUGCAGAAAUCUGUGUUGCGCGAGUGCCAAAAGCUGUCCACUUUCGACCAACUUUGGAGGGAGUUUCUCAUGCAGGAUUGGCAUGAUAAAACUCUCACCGAGUCUGUCAUGCUAGGUCGUGCAUUCCAGACCUCAUGGGGCAUGGAAAAUAUGCAUGACAAGUCUGCACUCUUCCAGACCCAGACAUUUUUGCAUUUGAUUUCCUCGAACAGCGCUCAGCUUGAGGGGAAGGAGCCGGUUGUACUAGGCGGAUCAUAUAAAAAUAAAAAAGCCAAUUCCCCCAGGCCCAGCACCAGCACCCAAUCGGCGGAUAAUCUGUCAGUGAGUGAGCCGCAGCACAAUUACAAUGAGUUGCCCACACUCACGCAGGCAGAGGAGCACGCGCGGGCUAACGGAUUGCGUUUGAAGAGAAAGUGGCGCCAGUGGCGAAAGGAGUGGAGUCAGGUUGAAGAAGGAACCACCGAGGUGGGCGAUAACAUUUCCGCUGGCCCCGGCAUCAUUUUCAUUCAACCUGCUGCUAACCGCUAUCAUUCCUGGGUGCGCAAGAACCCGGAGCCGCAGAUGCAUCGCUUUAUGGUGUCUGAGAACCAUCCGCACACGUAUGAUGAGCUGCCUACUCUCGAGCUGGCACAGAAAUACACGCGGGAAAACGCAAAGCGACUAAAUCCAAAGUGGCGAGCAUGGCGAGAAAAGUGGGCAGAAGAAAUGAAAGAAGUGACCGACGCCGGCCCUGACUUCGCAGGCCCUCGGUACAAGCAUUGGGGCGACCGGUAUCAGGUCUGGGUCGCCUACAACCACGAGCCCAAGAUGAUUGGUUCGACUCCGCGUGUGAGUUUGAAACAUCCGCACAAGUUUCAUAACUUGCCUACUGUUGACGCAGCGGAGGAGUGUGCGCGAGACCGCGGGAAGCGGCUAAACCCGGCUUGGCGAGAUUGGCGAAUGAGGUGGGAACAGGAUACUUACUUUAAGGCCUGUGUUGACCGCGGCAAGGAUGUUGGAUCCAGAAAAGCUAUAGCUGAGUGCUUUUCAGAGUGGGUGUGCACGUGGCCCUACAAUCCAGAGCCGGUGAUGUUUCUGUACUGAAUCUAAUUACGGAGGAGGCUACGAGGUUUCGGCUCCGGCCCACCUAGCAGCGUGUGCCGUUUGACACUGUGCAGUAGAAUGGUGCUAUUUGAUGUUGCCGCUAUGGUUAUCUAUUGUUUUUCUUUCGUUGCAUAAAUCGAGCAGGUCUUGCAUGCAUAAAUCUAGCAGGGCUUGCAAGUUGUUCUUUGUAGUCAGCAAUUAUUUGUUCUUGGUCUGCAAUUAUGAAAAUCUUUGGGCUGCUGCUAUUUUAUUCUCGGUGCCAUGAUGCAGUAGCAUUUUGGUUUCUCACUACUAAACAAGUCAAGUAUUUUUAUGUUCUAGAUGACUUAACUUUCUUAUCCCUUUCUGUGUCUUGUUCCAAUCACUGCAAUAUCCGAAUUUACAUUUUACCGAUGUACUACUAUUUAGUCGCGCACUCGGGGCCCUGGACAAGCAAUGCCAACAAAGCUGAGCUCCUUCGCCUCAGUUCGGCAAGCUGGUUGCCCUUCGUGAAGUGAGGCGCCUCAACUCAGGCCAUUUUUGUAUAACCCGCCCCCGACUGCGAGGUGGCUCGAGGAGAGACAAAUGACACGGCCCCACGUGGCUACCAGCAUAGCCAGGCUCCUCCAGCUUCGGCCUCUGGGGCAGGUAGGUCUGCAAGGGUUGGGCGGGCUCAGCUCAGAAGGGGGCGAUGGGUUUUGCCUUCAAAGCUGAAGCGCCUCGGCUCUGGCAAUUUAGAAGAAAGCAGCGGGAGGGCAGGGGCCGUUUCCGGGUUGGGACGAGGGUCGCCUGGGUUCCGAAAAAUGUGGCGUAGGUUUGGAAGGAGGGGGUCCGGGCUCCGAAUGAGGGCGCUUAGGCUGUGGAAGAAGUGGUCUGGGCUCCGCGUGAAGUUGGCCGGGGCCCACAGGAGAAGACCUGGCUCAGGGAGGAGGCGGCUGAACUUGUAGAGGAGGUGGUCUGGGUUGGGAAGGAGAAGG